Messenger RNA from Xenopus tropicalis (tropical clawed frog), 2573 nucleotides. It is a transcript of the gene zdhhc23, whose product is annotated as zinc finger, DHHC-type containing 23. The coding region runs from base 200 to 1444 and encodes 414 amino acids. The record is from RefSeq and is a predicted model, not a curated record. Gene Ontology annotation, cellular component: Golgi membrane. Gene Ontology annotation, molecular function: protein-cysteine S-palmitoyltransferase activity; acyltransferase activity; palmitoyltransferase activity. Lineage: Eukaryota; Metazoa; Chordata; Amphibia; Anura; Pipidae. The transcript is spliced from 5 exons.
AGAGUGGGAGGGGCGGGGAGAGCGAAGGGAGCAGGUAGUGUCGCGCUGCAUUGUGGGACUCAGGGCAGAGUAACAGUGUGACAUUGGGCUGAGGAGAUGGAGAGUCCCGUCACCCCAUGGGAGCAAGUCAUCUAGGUACAUGGAAAGGGGCGUCAGGACUCCGCUGGGGCAUUCUGGGACCCCCUUGCUAUAGAGCAGGAUGAUGAGGGCAGGGAAGGUGAAGAAGAAGCCUCGGAGAGGGAGUGAGACGGAGGAGAGUCUGUGCUGCUGUGAAUAUAUAAACCAGAAGGGGGAGAGGAGCCACCUGGCUGCCUGCCUGUGCGAUUGUGAGGAUGUGGAUGAAGCUUGUGACAGAUGGAUCAGUCGUAAGUCCUCCCAGCCAGAGGUGUGGGCCAGGGCCUUAGAGACGGCCUCAGAUCGGUUCCGCGUUCCUUGGAUCCGGGGCGCUAGGAGGAUAGAUGUGAGCAUUAUCCCUCCUCUCAUUGUCCUGCCUGCCGCCCUGCACCUCGCUGCCCUCCAUGUGCUGCUGGCUGUGGUUACUCUCACCUCCCUCCCUAUCUUUGUCAUCUGGUACUACCACCUGACCCACAGGCGCAAGGGCAAAACCCUGCUCUUCCUCAGCCUGGCGCUCUUCUCCCUGGGGUACAUGUAUUAUAACUUCGUGCAGGAGGUGUUUAUCAGAGGCGACAUAGGGUGGGGUCAUUUCAUUUCCAUCACAUGUGGGCUGCUCUUAACCCUGCUCACCUUGGUUAAGGUCAAGCAAGACCCAGGCUACCUCCUAAAACAUGCAAAGGACUCUGGGAUGAAGUCUGAGGGAGGCUGCGAGUUGGCCAAUGGAAUUCAGACUGUUAGAGACUGUGAUGGUUUCCCCCAGCCUCAAACAGAUGGAGAUUCCCUCGUCGCUGAGAAGAACUGGUGCAAAAUGUGUCAACUGGUAAGACCCCCGCGUAGCGGCCAUUGCAUGAUCUGUGGCUUCUGUGUCCGGAGACUGGACCAUCACUGUGUCUGGAUUAACAACUGUAUCGGUUCCCACAAUCACCGCUUCUUCAUCCUCUUGCUCCUCUUCUUCCUCUUUACCUCUGUCUAUGGGAUCACCGUGACGCUGAACCUCCUCUGUAGGGGCAGGAAUGCGUUUGUUGCUCUCCUCUACUGCCCUGGGGUAUAUACAGAAUACAGCACUGCCUUCAACUACACCUGUGUGUGGUACUGUGCCAUCGUCACGGCCGGGAUGGCCUACAUUCUCCUCAUACAACUCAUUAACAUCAGCUACAACGUGACGGAGAGGGAGGCGCGCAUUGCUCUGCGCAACAAGACGGCGCGUCGGAUGUUCUGCGGCCUGGUGGUGGACACAGGAGCUUACAAUCAGGGGUUUUUUCAGAACUGGCAGAACUUCCUGCAAAUGGACUGUUCCGCAAGUGCCGAUGAGCUGGGUGCCAUUGUGUGACGCCACUCCGUGCUUUAGCCAGUCACCCGUUGCCUUAUUGCUAGGGACCUGCCGGAUAUAGCACUUCUUUUACUGCCUACAGGGACUUUUUAUGGUUUUAAGCAAUUUUUUGUAAAUGAAGGUUGGUUUAAUUGCACAUAUAACUUAAACUACAGAUUAUCCAACUGAUACACAUUUGUAAAAAAAAAAAAUGCUAUAUAUAUAUAUAUAUAUAUCUAUAAAUACAAAAAUGAGGCUCCACUGUAUUAUUCUUGUUAGGGUUCCCCCCCCCCCCCUCUUCUAAGAAGGCCUUGCAUAGGCUGCCCCUAUUGGUCAGUAGUACAGCUGAGCCCCCUGUGGGUCAGCGGUAGGGCCGAGCCCCCUAUGGGUCAGCGGUAGGGCCGAGCCCCCUGUGGGUCAGCGGUAGGGCCGAGCCCCCUGUGGGUCAGCGGUAGGGCCGAGCCCCCUGUUGGUCAGUAGUACAGCUGAGCCCCCUGUGGGUCAGCAUGGCCGAGCCCCCUGUGGGUCAGCGGUAGGGCCGAGCCCCCUGUGGGUCAGCAGUAGGGCCGAGCCCCCUGUGGGUCAGCGGUAGGGCCGAGCCCCCUGUUGGUCAGCAGUAUGGCUGAGGCCAAGCUUCCAUAUCAUCUCCCUCUUAUUGAGUUAUUUUUUGUGUUGACAUGUGUGAGCGCUGUAUAAUAAAGGACACAGGGUAGGUAUCAGUGCUGUAUGUAAGUAGUGCUGUCAUGUAACGGUUUAUAUCCAGAAAACCCCAGGCCCCAAGCAUUCUGAAUAACAGGUCUCAUACCUGUAUAUACAUAUAUAAUGUGACACUAUGCAGGGCUAUGUGAUACACUGAGGGUGAGAGCAGCAAGUUUAUUUAUUGGUAUUUUGCUAGGGCAGUGCCCUCCUCUCCGCAUACACACGUAUCCAACCACAGCGCAGACACUCCAGGUUCAGCAUUUCCUCCGGGAAACCUGACUGCCCCCCGACUGUUGAAUGAAAUCUUUCUGCCAGCGCAUUCUAUUUGCCAGCUUGCACAGGUGCCUUUCCACCAGCUGAAGAUGCUGGGCACAGAAACCCACUGCCUUCCCCCUUGACGUGCUGCCAACCCAUAGCAACCAUGGGCGCAACUUAUAAUGGAGAUUUUUAA